Molecule: messenger RNA, 3737 nt
Organism: Polistes canadensis
Lineage: Eukaryota; Metazoa; Arthropoda; Insecta; Hymenoptera; Vespidae
Gene: PGAP1
Product: GPI inositol-deacylase
Exons: 10
Coding region: 456-3182 (908 amino acids)
Biological process (GO): endoplasmic reticulum to Golgi vesicle-mediated transport; GPI anchor metabolic process
Cellular component (GO): endoplasmic reticulum
Molecular function (GO): phosphatidylinositol deacylase activity
Source: RefSeq, a predicted model, not a curated record
GUUCAUGAUAUUCUCACGUACAUUUCAUAUCGCAUCGAAAGAUAUCUGACUCUCGGAUUGAAUUAUGUAAUCGAAUAUUUAUUUCGUGAUAGAUAAGUGUUUACAAAAAUUAAUUAAUAUCAAACACUUGAAACAAAAUUAAAAUCUCUUAAAAGUAAUAUAAUAUAAUGAAUUUAAAAAAUGGUUACAAGUCCAUACAAUCAUAUGUACCAAUCUUCACAUACAUAACUGACGUACCAAUAACCUUAAAAUUAAAUUAAAAAUGUGUUAUUGAUAAUACCAAAUACAUCGUUUGUGAAUUAUUUUAAAUAUCGCAAAAAAUGUUGAAUAUGUUAGAAUUGAUUCUUAAUAAAUAUCGAAACAUUUUAUACAUAUUUCGUAGUAUGACAAGGUUAACGUAAAUGUCAAUGAAAUGAUUAGAAAAUAACCAAAAACGUAGAUAUUAAUGAUAAAACAUGACGUUUCUUAAAUCUAUUUUAUUCUAUUUCUUAGUAGUUACAUUAUUUUUGUUUUUAUUAUUAUUAUAUAUCCUUGGUGGUGUACGGUACAUCACAGAUUUUGAGAAUAAUACUUGUGAAAUGACUUAUAUGUUUGAAUAUCCUCAAUAUGUGAGGGUAGCUUUAGAUGAUAACAUAGAAAACAAUUAUCCACGAUUUGGAUUGUAUGCAUACGGAGAAGGUUUUGUUACAGAAAAACUUAGAAGAAUGCAUUUUACAGGAAUACCUGUCCUUUUUAUUCCUGGAAAUGCCGGCUCUCAUGAACAAGUAAGAUCUAUUGCUUCUGUCAGUUUGAGAAAAGCUCUGAAAGAUCGAACACCCUUUCACUUUGACUUUUUUACCGUAUCGUUGGGUAAAGAUUAUUCUGGUCUGUAUGGCGGUGUAUUGAUGGAAGAAACUAUGUAUGUUUAUCACUGCAUAAACAAAAUUUUAAGUUUGUAUAAAGGAAACAUGGAUAAUGUUGUACUUCUUGGUCACUCAAUGGGAGGAAUUAUAGCCAAAGGAGCUAUUUUAUUAGUACCUAAUGCAAAUGUUAGUACUGUCAGUAUUAUAAUCAAUUUGGCAGCUCCUUCAACACCAUCAUUAGUGCUCGAUAAUACUUUUGCCAAUUAUUAUUACGCUUUAGAGAAAAAAGCAAGUGACAUUAAAGAUGCUGGUAUAAAGGUGGUAUCAAUUGCUGGUGGCCCAAGAGACAUAAUCGUACCAGCAUAUCAAGUUAUAGAUUCUAUAGCGGAUAUAAAUAUUUUAUCUACAAGUAUACCAGAUGUUUGGAAAUCUACAGAUCAUCAAUGUAUUUUGUGGUGCAAACAAUUAGUUCUCUCUGUCGUGAGAUCUUUAUUUGAUAGCGUUAAUUAUACACAAAGACCACCUAGAAUUUAUAAUGAACCUGCUCGUAAAUUAGAAGCUUUAUCUUAUCAUUUUUUACAUCGAGCUUCAGGAAAAAGAUUAUAUCAUUAUAAAGAAAAAUUUAAUUUUAAUAAAAAAGGUGAAUGGAUAGAAAAUAUCCAGAGGCAAUACACAUGGGAAAAUAAAGUCGACAGUUCUAGAAAAGUUCCUACGUAUUUAAUGAUUAGACUUAUAGAUCCGCGUGAUCAUUUGACAAUUGAAACAAUAAACUUGGAAACAAAAGAUUGGCUCUUUGUUUGUUCUGCAUCAAAUUUGCAAGGCUACUCUAGAGUGUGCGACUGGGGUUGGAAUCUUACAAAUAGAACAAGAAUGGUUCCUGAUUAUUUAUAUAGACUCAGACGUGUUGUUGAUUUAGAUACUCAAGAAAUUAAAUAUCCAGAUGUGACACAUAUUGUUAUCAGAAUACCUUCAGAAGAUUUAAAAAACAAUGUUAUAAUUACCGUUGAUGCAUAUUCUCAUGAAAAGAGAAUUUUGCCUAUAAAAAGGAGGAGUUGGACAAUUAAAAAUCUUUUUAGCUCUGAUUUAUCUGGUCUGAUAAAUUUUACACCUGGGCAAACAAGAUAUUAUUUAACUUUAGAUAAAAUAAAUGUAGUAGAUGUGGAACUCAAAAAUAUUGAAUGUAAAGAUAUUAAAGGACCAGUUCACACUAGUAUUGAAUUAUUGGAAUCAUUGAAUUCUGACAUUAGUCAAACUAUAUUCUUAAGUGAAAUUGAUGAUGGACCUAAAACUUUAAAAGUACAGACACGUUACAACUAUAAUACUAAUAUUUCUGCAAUCUUAAGAAUGACUUUAGAACCAAAGUGUUCAUAUAAAUUUAAUAUUAAAGAAGGUGGCAUAAUAGAUCAGAUUUCUUGUUUAAUACGAGAUCGCUGGUCUAAUCUUUAUAUAAUUAUCAUAAGUUUACUCUUAAUAAUAAUAUCAUCGCGAAUAGAUAGCGAUAAAAAUAUAUAUCCGCCAUUAACUGUUACAAUUGCUUUAUGCAUCUACUUUGGUAUUGUUUUCGAAAGUUUUGUGGCUUUAGCCAUAAUUUGUAUAUUCGCUAUUGGUACAUGCUGUUCUGUUAUUUUCCUUGGUUCAUUAGCACAUGGCAUAGCUGUAAGGUUUUUAGCACGAGCAAUAGCCUUUUCGAUGACGUGGGCUGAUUGGUUACUCGGUGGAUUAAAUCAAUUGCCAUUCUUUACAACAAUUCUUGUCAUAUCUUUAGUUCCAGCAACGUGUGGAGCAUUAUCUAUGGUUAUCUCAGUAUUUCUGCACUUUUUAAAAUUGACGAGAAUGUAUGAAGAUUAUUUAGAAGAAUUAUUGAUGUCUUGCUUACAACAUUUUACCUUUGGUAGAUUUUUUAAGAGUAGAACAAGAACAGAAACUACUGGAACAAGUGCAAAUAGUCAGCAAAAAAUAAUAGAUUAUUUAAUUCUUUUUAUUUUAUGGAGUUUUACCGCUAUAGCUGCUAUACCAUCUGUUCUUGUAUGGGCGAAAAAUUUCAGUUAUAGUACACGAUUAUUGACAGAAGAUUCUAUACUGCUCAUUAGCUGGGAAAUUUUAGCUGUGUGUAAUACUCUUGAACUCGUACAAAUAUCUUCCAAAUCUUCCAAUUCAUGGAUAUUAAGCAAUAUGUUGCGUUUUCUAAGUUGGAUUAUGCUUUCUACGACAGCAACUGCUCGUCCAUCCUUUUUUCAAUGUUUUAUACCACCCUCCGUGGCAUUAAUUGUAGUUAUUCUUUCUCUUUAUUGUAUUAUUACUAACAGAUUGAGGGUGAGGCUAGCAACAUACCCUCAGUAAAAACAAUAAAUCGCUCCUAGAAAUAGCAAUAAAAAAAAAGCUUUUAUAACAGGACAAAAUUCUAAUAAAAAGAGGAAGAAGAAAAAGACUAACAGAUUAUACUCAUAAUACAAUUAAAUAGUUAAAUAAACUAUUUACGCAAAUUUUAUCAAAGGAAAUAAAAUAAACUGUAUUGUAUCAUAAAAUACAUGACUUAUUAUUCGUGAAAAAAAUUAAAAUAUACAUAUUCAAUGAUCAAACUUAUGUUAUCUAUGGGUGCAUAAAAUAGUCAACAGGUUGAUUCUAAUGUACAAAGAUUUUACCGCUAAGCUGGGGAUAUACAUAAUAAAUAAUUCUACUAAUAAUAUAAAGAUUGUCAAAGAAAUUGUGUAAAUAGUUUUCAUUGACUUCUUAUUAAAAUGUGUAUACAAUUUACAAACAAUAAAAAGUCAGUUGAAUUUAAAAUUAAAUUAUUUAAAAAUGUAUUAGAUGUUCUUCUAUUAAUUCAUUUGACAGAAAUGACAGAAUAUGUAUGUAUACAAAGAAUAAAACUUCUUCCCCAAAAUAUUAAUAAAU